Molecule: messenger RNA, 1383 nt
Organism: Knipowitschia caucasica
Lineage: Eukaryota; Metazoa; Chordata; Actinopteri; Gobiiformes; Gobiidae
Source: the annotation of a GenBank genome assembly
AUGUCUCCAGAGGAGCUGGUUUACCUGGGGAUACUCGCAGCCUCUAUUCCUGUUGGAUUCUUAUUUCGUUUUGUCAGUCCUCCUGUGAAGCAGGGGGCAGCUCUGCUCCUUGGCCUCUCUGUGACUAUUGCCACCUGUCAUGUGCACACCCUCCAUUCUCUGGUGACGGUGAUCGGAACAUGGAUCAUCGUGAGGUGCAGCUGGAGGCAUGCUCCGGCCCUCAGUUUGGCCUGGACCUUCCUCUACCUCCUGUUCUUUCGGAAGGUCACAUGGUUCAAUCUGCCACCACCGACGCCAUAUGCCAACGCUGUGCAACUGCUCCUCACACUCAAGAUGGUGAGUUUGGCCAAUGAAGUCAGCAGUUUCCACGUUGAGAAGAAACAGGAUGUGAGCUCGUUUGAUAAGCCGUCUGUGGUUGGUGGAUUGUCCCAGGAACCGUCUCUUUAUGAUAUUUUGUCCUAUAGCUACUGUUACGUGGGCAUAAUGACUGGUCCAUUCUUUCGGUUUCAAACGUACAUGGACUGGCUGAAGCAGUCAGACCCUCAGUUGCUGCCGGGGGCUGUGCCGUGUCUGCAGCGACUGAAGCUCGUGCCCGUCUUUGGUGCUCUGUUUGUGGCCGUCAACUAUGUGUUUCCUCUGGCUUAUGUUCGCACAGAAGAGUUUCACGACCAAAACUUGUUUUUCAGGUUUUUCUACAUGAUUGCUAUCUUCUUCGUUUUCCGGAUGCGUUUCUAUGCUGCGUGGUGCGGAGCGGAGGCGAGCUGCAUCAGUGCUGGUCUCGGUUGUUAUCCAGAAAAGGCCCUGUCCAAACCUGGAGGAGGCCCCACUGUCCACUACAGCCCUGAUCCCAGCACUGAGGAAAAGUAUGACUUCAAAACCGUGCAGAACAUUGACUGCUACAACACGGACUUCUGUGUGAAAGUGCGACAUGGGAUGCGCUACUGGAACAUGUCAGUGCAGUGGUGGCUGCAUCACUACAUCUACCCCAACGCCCCCUUCAAGUCCUACACUCUCAGGGCCGGCUGGACUAUGUUCAUCAGCGCGUAUUGGCACGGGCUCCACCCAGGCUACUACCUCUCGUUCCUCACCAUCCCCCUGUGCAUUGCUGCGGAGUCGGCCAUGGAGGCGUCGGUCAGAUCCAAACUCAGUCCCAGAGGCCAGAGCGUCUUCGACUGCAUCCACUGGUUCCUGAAGAUGAGGGCUUACGACUACAUGUGCAUGGGCUUUGUGCUGCUCAAGGCCGAUGACACAAUCAACUACUGGUCCUCCAUCUAUUUCAUCAUGCAUGCGAUUGCAGUCUUGUGCAUCAUCGUGGGAAAGGUCUUGAAAAGUGGUAAAAAGGGACCAAAAAGUUAUGAGGAAGUUAAGAACGAAACUGGGUAG